GCCCAUAAACAUGGCGGCGCCCUGCUCAGCUUCUCCUCGCGGGGAUCCGCGGGCCAGGCGGGCCUUGCCAGUACUCGGGGACUUCCUCCGCUGGCCGGCUUCCUGCACCGCUGGCAUUUAAACCGGUGCCUGGGGCUGCGGGUUGCCCUGCGGAUGCUGAGCUGUCAGAGGGCUGAGCAAACCGCCGCCUCUCCAGAGCUUCCCGGCAGAAGCAAAGCCCAAGCAUCCCUGGGUGCACCCGGGGCGCCGCGGGGGAGAGCAGGCGAGAGAUCGGGAGCGCAGGCAUCCGACCCCGGCAUCUGGCAGUUUGAUUGCAGGUUUGACUUUCAUUUCCGACAUCGCGAUCCUCCUGUCCGGCUCAGAUAUUUUUUCUCUCUCCGGCCUGGGUUCCUGGAUGAGGCAGCUGCUGGACUUGGUCCCAGACGCAGGGGAAGAGCGCGUUCCCGGCCCCACGCCGGCGCCCCAGGGACUCGCGAGCCGCGCGCCCAGGUCAUGGUGCGUCUGAGCCCUGCGCUCCUGUAAGGCGGCGGCGCCACCCCGAGCCCAGCGGGCCCGCCCUGCAGGGCACCUUCCCCCCCGGAACCGAGGGCGCUCGGACGCGGGGCUGUGCGCCCUCCUGCUUGGGCAGCGCGCGGGGGACCAGCGGCGGCCGCGAUGUUCAGCUGGCUGGGUUCCGAUGACCGCCGGAGGAAGGACCCCGAGGUCUUCCAGACAGUGAGCGACGGGCUCAAGAAACUCUACAAGACCAAGCUGCUGCCCCUGGAAGAGCAUUACCGCUUCCAUGAGUUUCACUCGCCUGCCCUGGAGGAUGCAGAUUUCGACAACAAGCCCAUGGUCCUGCUGGUGGGCCAGUACUCCACUGGGAAGACCACCUUCAUCAGGUACCUGCUGGAACAGGACUUCCCCGGCAUGAGGAUCGGGCCCGAGCCCACCACUGACUCCUUCAUCGCGGUGAUGCAGGGAGAGGUGGAGGGGAUCGUCCCAGGGAACGCCCUGGUGGUGGACCCUAAGAAACCCUUCCGGAAACUGAACGCCUUUGGCAAUGCCUUCUUGAACAGGUUCGUGUGUGCCCAGCUGCCCAACCCCGUGCUGGAGAGCAUCAGCGUCAUCGACACGCCGGGCAUCCUCUCUGGGGAGAAGCAGAGGAUCAGCCGAGGGUAUGACUUUGCGGCUGUCCUCGAGUGGUUCGCCGAGCGGGUAGACCGCAUCAUCUUGCUCUUUGACGCCCACAAACUAGACAUCUCUGACGAGUUCUCGGAAGUCAUCAAGGCCCUCAAGAACCAUGAGGACAAGAUGCGGGUGGUGCUGAAUAAGGCUGACCAGAUAGAGACGCAGCAGCUGAUGCGGGUGUAUGGGGCCCUCAUGUGGUCCCUGGGGAAGAUCGUGAACACCCCAGAGGUGAUCCGAGUCUAUAUUGGCUCCUUCUGGUCUCACCCCCUCCUCAUCCCUGACAACCGGAAGCUCUUUGAGGCUGAGGAGCAGGACCUGUUCAGAGACAUCCAGAGCCUGCCCCGGAAUGCUGCCCUGCGCAAGCUCAAUGACCUCAUCAAGAGAGCCAGACUGGCCAAGGUCCAUGCCUACAUCAUCAGUUCUCUGAAGAAGGAGAUGCCCUCAGUUUUCGGAAAGGACAACAAGAAGAAGGAGCUGGUGAACAACCUGGCUGAGAUUUAUGGCCGGAUUGAGCGGGAGCACCAGAUCUCACCUGGGGACUUUCCCAACCUGAAGAGGAUGCAGGACCAGCUGCAGGCCCAGGACUUCAGCAAAUUCCAGCCACUGAAAAGCAAGCUGCUGGAGGUGGUGGACGACAUGCUGGCCCAUGACAUCGCCCAGCUCAUGGUGCUGGUGCGGCAGGAGGAGAUCCAGCGGCCCGUGCAGAUGGUCAAGGGCGGCGCCUUCGAGGGCACCCUUCACGGCCCCUUCGGGCACGGCUACGGGGAGGGGGCCGGGGAGGGGAUCGACGACGCCGAGUGGGUGGUGGCCCGGGACAAGCCCAUGUAUGACGAGAUCUUCUACACCCUCUCGCCAGUGGACGGCAAGAUCACGGGUGCCAAUGCCAAGAAGGAGAUGGUGCGCUCCAAGCUGCCCAACAGCGUGCUGGGCAAGAUAUGGAAGCUGGCCGACAUCGACAAGGACGGCAUGCUGGACGACGAGGAGUUCGCGCUGGCCAAUCACCUCAUCAAGGUCAAGCUGGAGGGACACGAGCUGCCCAAUGAGCUGCCCGCCCACCUCCUGCCCCCAUCCAAGAGGAAAGUGGCCGAGUGAUGGGGGAGCGGGGAGGGGACUCCGAUCAGGCAGGAGGUAGAAGAGUUGGGAGAGGCGGCGAGACACUGGCACACUCACACACACAAACGCAGACUUCAAGAAGUGCACUGCAGAUGAGGGGCAGCGGCCCCCCAGCAUUCCAGGCUGCUGCUUGUUUGGACUUUGCAUUGGUAGAAGCACAGGAGCAUUCCUGGGGGUCCAGGUUCCGAGCCCAGGCCUCCAACCCUGCCCCCUCCCUCGCCAGCUACACGAGACCUUCUUCUCCCUGGGAGGAGGCUGUUCACGAGAUGGCCCGUCCACCCCAGCUCCCCGAGGCUCUGAAUCUGAGCUGAUGGAAAAGCUUUUCACCUAAUAGGCACUUCCCCUGUUUUCUGUGCUUUGGCUACCCAAAGUGAGAUCUGCCCCAGGCCUAGAUGUGAGGGAGGGGGAUGGUGACAGGGAGGGGCCAUCCUGAGCUCCGUGUAGGCCAGCUUAGGCUCUGCCUUCCUGGGCGAACCUGGCUUUGAAUGCAGCUGGUGCCUCAUUUCACAGAAUCCCUGAACCACAGAGAAAGAAUCUUUCUGCAGGAAAGAAAGCAAUGGAAAGCUGUCCUCUCCUCAAAGCCGUCAGGGUGGUUUCCCUGCACAGAUUUUCUGAGAUUCCUGUUUUUCUACCUGGCCUCUGGCAUUAAUGCUCAUCCUCCACGCACAUUUACCAGCCACUCCGGUAUCAACUCACUAUACAGGUCAUCCCACAUGGCCCUCAAGGUCAGCCCCCACGGAAGUGUGCAUGGGCCCCUGUUUUCAGAUAAGCAGAAUGACACCCAGAGGAGUUUAGGGGAGCUUCUCAAUGUCACAGAGGCCACCUGCGAUGGAGAGGAACCUAGGGCCAGGGCCUCAGGUAUACAGGUUCCUAACCUCGCUCAGGGUGGGGCGGGGGUCAACCCUGCCGACCCCCAUGGUCUCCCAGAGCCAGCUGGCCAGGGAAAGGGUGGCCAGCGUUGCAGGGGUCAGGAGUCCAGCCAUCUGUCACAUCACACAAGCAGUCCGGGCCUUCUGGCUCUGGGCCCCGUGCUCCCAAAUCACCGCAGUCCGGCAGCCCAGCGGGAGAGUGGGCCGGCCCGCUGGCCGUUUUCCUGCCGAUCCUUGCCCCACCUCCCACCCAGCAGCUCGACACUCAUCCCAGCUCAGUGUCAGUCCCUGUCGCCCAGAAGCGGGACCUCGUGUUUAUUCUCAGAAGGCCAACUUGAGGGGUGUGAGGUGGGGUUUCCUGCAGCCCCCCCCCGUGACUCUGCAGUGUCCUUGAAGAAACCCUACAUUCAGCACCUGCCCCCUCAGCUUGCUUCAUGGUCCCUGGCCCCGUCACUUUGUAUGCUAUGUCCCAACUGUGAUGGACAACAAAAUCGAGUAUAACUUAUUUUAUAUCUAUGUUCAGAUUAUAGAGAAUAUUCUGUGUAACUCUGAUGUGCUUACUACUGCAGCGUUUGUCAUUAGUAAUCAUGUUAAUACAGCGCAUUUAUCCUUUGGU
Molecule: messenger RNA, 3768 nt
Organism: Condylura cristata (star-nosed mole)
Lineage: Eukaryota; Metazoa; Chordata; Mammalia; Eulipotyphla; Talpidae
Gene: EHD3
Product: EH-domain containing 3
Exons: 6
Coding region: 655-2262 (535 amino acids)
Biological process (GO): endosomal transport; endocytosis
Cellular component (GO): cytoplasm; plasma membrane
Molecular function (GO): GTP binding; protein binding; calcium ion binding
Source: RefSeq, a predicted model, not a curated record